Molecule: messenger RNA, 5772 nt
Organism: Octopus bimaculoides (California two-spot octopus)
Lineage: Eukaryota; Metazoa; Mollusca; Cephalopoda; Octopoda; Octopodidae
Product: delta(14)-sterol reductase TM7SF2
Biological process (GO): cholesterol biosynthetic process
Cellular component (GO): nuclear inner membrane; endoplasmic reticulum membrane
Molecular function (GO): Delta14-sterol reductase activity
Source: RefSeq, a predicted model, not a curated record
UUUAGAAUUAUAAAUCAGAUUCUAGACUUUAAAAGUAUAUGUACAUAUUUUAGUUUUUGAACUCAGACGCAUAAUUAUUUUAUGUUUUGGUUAAACAAAAAAUCCGUAUUUAUAUAUAGGUGUAACAGUUCACUGAAUUGAUUUCGGUACAUUAUUGAACGCGAAAGUCAUAAGAACUCCUACAAGGGAACCUCUAUGACAUGCUAGAGGUAGCAGUCAAAUCUCUCAAAAUCACACCCCACCGUCUCAGAAAACGUGGCUCAUGAAAGAACGUAACCCUAGAUAUACAAAAAGAUGGGAUGGUCAUGGCUAGAAUGCCUUUACUCAUGUCUACUCGAUCAACUCUAACCCCGGGAAGAGAGCUAAUCCUAUUAAUUCCCAAAAUGGCAAAAUCUAAAAAGGAUGCACGUUCAAGAUCAAGAAGGAGAUCUACUUCCAGAAGUCGAAGUCGCAGUCGUACAAGGACUGCUGCAAAGAAAUCUGCAUCAGCCACAACAACACCAGUCCAGCGCAAAACGUCAUCUCAAACAGUUGCAAAGUCUCCUCCCAAAACUGAUCCUAUUCGGAUAUCAAGUCGAAUUGCAGCAAAGGAAGAAAAGAAAUUGUUUGUCGAAAAGUUAGAAACUGUCCAAAUCAAACAGAUCUCUGAAACCAAAACAAUUCCUGAUGUGAAGAUUGAAGAUGAAAAGAAAAUUCGGAAGACACCAAAGAAACAUAUUGGCAGUGUUUUGGGUGCCUUGUCUUUUAUAAUUUUAUUUCCACUCGCCACCUUUUACCUGGUUCUGCUGUGCCACAAGUAUCAGUGCAGUAUCACAAGUCUACCCAAAAUACCAAAGAACUGGAAAUAUUACUUUGACCCAUACUCUGCCAGUAUUGUUGUUGGUUGGUUCCUGCUUCAGUCAGUAUUAGCAAUCAUUCCAGUGGGAAGAAAAGUUACAGGACAGCCUUUACCAUCUGGUGGUCGUCUGACCUAUCGCUGUAAUGGUUUUUUUGCAUUGGUAGUUGUCCUUGCUAUGCUUGGACUUGCUCUCUACUUAGAGCUGCCAAUCACUUUUGUGUAUGACAAAUUAUUUUCAAUAGUCAUUACAUCAGCAAUUCUAGCUUUUAUUCUGAGCAUUGUAUUCUACAUCAAGUCCAGAUAUGCAUCACCAACAGCAAUUGCAGCUUCUGGCAAUACUGGUAAUGUAAUUCAUGAUUUCUUUAUGGGACACGAAUUGAAUCCUCGAAUUGGUCCUUUGGAUAUGAAAAUUUUGAAUUUCCGAAUGAGUUUUCUUACCUGGCUGAUGAUGGAUAUGUGCCUUGUUCUGAAAGCUAGCCAAGAUGAUGGUGGAAUUUCUCCCUCUAUUGCAAUUGUUACAAUCUUCCAACUUAUUUACAUUGCUGAUAUGCUCUGGUUUGAGGAAACACUCUUAGUCAGUAUGGAUAUUCUCCAUGAUGGCUAUGGUUUCAUGGCAGUUUUUGGCAAUAUGGUAUGGAUUCCUUAUGUUUACUGUAUUCAAGGACUUUACUUGGUGCGACAUAAAGUACUGCUUCCCUAUUAUAUAUUGGCUCUCAUUGCUGUGUUAAAUUUUGUUGGUUAUGUCAUUUACCGUGGAUCAACCUCUCAGAAAUAUGAAUUUAGAAAAGAUCCAUUCCAACUCAGCAUGGCCCAUCUUGAGAGUAUACCAUCAAUAAGUGGUAAACGCCUUCUCGUAUCGGGUUGGUGGAAACUUUGUCGCAAACCAAACUACUUGGGUGAUAUCAUCAUGUCUGUUGCCUGGUCUCUUACGUGUGGAUUUGGAAGUAUUGUGCCUUAUUUCUAUCCCAUCAUUUGUAUAACCUUCCUAAUUUUACGGGAGCGUAGAGAUUAUAAUCUCUGUAAGAAAAAGCAUGGCAUUAGCUGGGACCAUUACUGCAAUGCUGUUAAGUAUCGGAUCUUCCCUUAUAUCUACUAAAACCAAAACUAACCACCCUAGUGGUUCUACAAAGACUUUUUCCUCACAUUCUUUUAACUGCAGCAUUCAUUCACACUCUUUUCUAAAUAUUUUCUACAUCCUAUUAAUUAUUUUUCCCCAUUCCAUUCCUUUUUCAUGAUUUUAUAUGUACAUAAAACAAAAAGAACCACAUUUUCAUUACUUGUGUAUUUGUCUCCAUUACUGGGACUCAGGCAAUUUUUUUUUUUUUUAUAUAUGUACGUUUUUCAUAUAAAUUUGUUUUUAAUUUCAACCCAGUUCUUAUAACCCCUAAAUCAUGUUGUCAUUUCAACAAGGUCAAAGCAUUAUAGAUUAAGAAUAAGUGACUUAGUUACAGAUAUCAGUUGUAGCCAUUUCAAAUGUGUAUGAACAUCACUUGCUCAUUUACCCUCUUCCACAAAUAUUCCUUUGUGCAUCUAUCAAUAUUCAGUCAAUCCAGACAUUUUUGGUACACUUUUGUACCCUUUUAAAAUUCAAUUCAGAUAUUAUAGGGCUUGUGAUCAGUCAUACUGUUAUUGUUAUCUUUAUUUUUAUUAUUAUUAUUGUCUAUAAUUCUCCCAUUUACCAUUUAUUCAAUGUCUGUAGUUAACAUUUUACAAAAACUGAUCUCAUUUCUCAAUACAUUAAACUUUUUAAAAAAUUUUUAAAAACUCAUUUAAUAUGUAGCUGUAUCAGUAACAUUACCACAAGUAGUAUACAGCGAUGAUGGUGAAAAGUUUACAGCCAUCCAAUAUUUUUGACUACUAUAAUACUAGGUUGUGUCAGAUGCUGUAUCACGUUUGCGUAGAAAACAUUUUCUUAAAAAUACAGCUGAAAAAUACUUUUUUUUGUGCUUUUCAAAUUCAAUGGAAUCAUUGAAUUUGAUGAUUAGCUUUAACUACACAGUCUUUGAGAAUAUCAUUACAAACUAUACAUCUACUUUUUUUUAUUAUUAUUUAUGGACUUUAAUUUACACACUUCUUUGCUUAGCUUUAAAUGUCAGAAACUUGAACUUUCAUAUAUUUUUUACUCUUUAACAUAAAACAUUGGCAGUAUUACUAACUGGUGAUUUUGUUUUGCUUUAACUAUAUGAGAAAAAAUUUACUUGAUAUUCAAUAUACAGAAUCACUAAGAUAGCAAAGAAUUUUUAAUAUAAUUUUUGAGAUUAUUUGUCCCUAUUGAUUUUCUUACUGAUACAGUUUUAGAAUGACAUUCCUUUUGUUUUGUCAAACUCUCAAUUAGUUACCACGUGGACUCCUAUUUGAGACUCUUUACAAACCAAAUUUUAAAAUGGAAAAUCAGUAUUCUUCAUUUCUAAAAUAAUCUGCUUAUUUCCCUAGUUAUGGUAUUUCAUAUUUGUUUACAUUUAGGGAUAGAACAGCGAACAUUUGAAUAAAUUUAUGUCUUUUUCUCUUUGUUUGUAGGAUAGUAUUAGUGAAUUUUGAGUUUCUGCACUCCACCAUAAAAUGGAAAUUAUCAAAUAGUCUAAAAUAAGAUUGAAUGUGACAAGGUUUCAACUGUUGACCUUAACUUUGCACCUAUUCUCUCUCUAUAAUUAAAAAAAAAACAAACAAAUGUAGCAUUCUAUUUGCAUGCAUGGCUUAGAGCUACCAAUAUUUGGUAAACUUAGUUCAACAAAGCUUUAAUUCAUCACAUGUUCAUAUGUUGGCCUAGCACUGCUGCAUGCCUGUGAGAGAUGGUACUGCAAAAGGCAGUGAUUAAACCUAGGUAGAUGGUAUCUGUAAUGUGUGGUUUAAGAAAACCGAGUUGAUUUGAAUUUUACCUCUCUACUGUAUAAAGAACACACACAGCUAGCGAAAAUGGUUUCAGUUAACUUGUGCAACUCUUGGUUGGUCACAUUAUAUUACAGUAUAGCUUUAAUAAUUCUGGAGUACUUACUUUCUUUUCUAAUUUUCUACCACUCUGGAUUUACUUGCAGAAUUGAAAAUGAAUUCUUCAUUGGUUCAAAUACCUGGUGAUUUACUAAUUAAUUUCUCAUUUGUGUAUUACUAAUCACCUGCAUCUGCUCAGUUCAGUAUUAACAAAGCUUUUCACUAUUAUCUUCCAUUUCCAUAUGACCUUUCAGUAUUACAAUAUAUAAAAAUCACUCAAUUUUGUCAUCAUUACAUUCCUUUUCUUCACCCCAAUCUCCAUUAUAUUUUAGAGAACCACAGUUGUUGAAGUGUUGACAGUUCAUGUUUGGCCACUAGCACUGUACUGUCAAAGAUGCUGAACUUUUAAUGGUCUAAUCUACCUGACUAUUAAUUAAGUAUAACGGAUGUUACACUGCUGUAAACAUUAGGAAUACUAUGAUUAAUGAAUGGCAUUAGCAUGGAGUACCAAAGUUCAGAUUCCUUCAAGAGUUUUUGAAGUGGGAAAAAAAUCAUUAUAUUAUUUUAUUGGUAUGUUUACAAUGGGAAAACAUUAAAAAAAUGUUGUUGCAAACUUACAACAAAAGAACAGGAUAUAACUGCCACUUCUAUUUUUAAAUUGUGUGUAAUUGGACAAAAUACUUCCAAAGAUUUGUCUUCCUUCAUUUCCAGUAUUUAUACAUUAACAAUUUUAUGUAUUAAGUAUCCAUAAAGCUUGUAUGUCUUCCUUAGAAGUUUAGUCACUCAUCAAUCUUCUGACCUGUCAUUAGUGAUUAUUUAUUUAAAUUCUCCCAUAAAAUAACAAAAAAGUUAAUCCAUACAUGUUUUUUAAAAAAAAAAGGCUCAACUUUUCCAUAAUAUACAUACACAUUUGUGUAUAAGCUAAAAUCAAUGUAGUCAAAAACAUCAAACAGUGUCAACUGCAUUUUGGAUGUAGAUUCAUUUGUCUCAUACCAGCCUAUGAAAAGACAGAAAAUGAAUAAUAGACACACAUAUGUGCAUGUGUGUGUGUGUGUGUAUAUAUAAAAGAAGUCAAAAAUACCUGUAGCUAUGUAAGAAAAAAAAUCGUAAUUGUUCAGUGUUUCUUGAAGGGAAUUGGUUAAAUAUGGAAUAAUUUCCAUAAAGAGCAAUGAUUCCAAAAUAUACUUUAGUAGUUAUGAAGAUUUUUAAUCCAAAUUUUUACAAAAAGAUAUGAAAACUGUUUCCUUUAUUUUUUUGUCUUCCAUACACUUGUGUAUAUAUGUAUGUAUGCAUUUGUUUAUUUGAAGGAUCUCACAUUUGUUUUUUUUUUUCUUUAAUCAAUGGAAUUACUCAUUUUAAUUCCAUAGAAUUAACAUGGCACUGACAAAGCUGGGCUCUUAAAUCACAGGUAUUGUCCACCCUAAAGGCGUCUGUACAGUUUCUGUCUACUUAAUUUUUCUCAGGGCACUUAUUUCAAUUUAAGGCUAAUGUAGAAAUCACUGAAGGAGCCAACAGGGUGUUAACCCAGAUUCACAUAAUUGCAAAGUGAACUUCUUAACCACUCAGUCAUAUUCACACACACACACAUGCAUUUUGUAUUAGGGACACAAUCAGAUGUUUCUUCUUUUGGUUUCUCUUUGAUAUAAAUAGAAGAUAUUAUGGCUGAGAUAUAAAAUUAAAGGAACAUAUUUAGCUAUGGUUGUCUUUUAAAUUGUUUUGUAAAUACAUACAUAUAUAUAUAUAUAUAUAUAUAUAUAUAUUUGAAAUAUUUAUAAAGUUUGUUUAAAUCUAAAAUGGUCAGUUUAUUGUUGCGUUUUCCUCCUGAAACUUGUGCCAAAUUCAUAUUUUAAGAAGUUUGGUUGAAACUUGUUUGUUUUGACUAUAUGUGUGUUUUACACAAUAAAAAAUGUGGUGGAUGUUGUGGCUUGUCUCAUUGUUCUUUUGUCAUGUUAAAGACAACAAAACGGGGCCAUUGCUGAUUACGUCUUCUGGUUUUCCAAUUACAGUAU